Molecule: messenger RNA, 3781 nt
Organism: Rhopilema esculentum
Lineage: Eukaryota; Metazoa; Cnidaria; Scyphozoa; Rhizostomeae; Rhizostomatidae
Product: HEAT repeat-containing protein 6
Source: RefSeq, a predicted model, not a curated record
UUUAAGGGGUUCUUUCAAAAUAGCAUCAGUUCUUGAUUAAUGAAGAAAAAUAUGAUUUAAACAUGCAGUUGCCAAGGGUUUAAAAUGAAAAUCCGAUUUUUCCUUUGCAUCUAAGCGAUGCUCCGACGAAAAAACUGAGUGAGGUUGGCAAAAUACGACAUCGACAUUUCCCGAGCAGUCCAUCAUUUCUGCGAUUUGGAAAACAUCAACGAUGACGGAGAAAGACGUCAUUCAAAGGUUCAGAAAGUUGCAUAUGAGUGAUGAUGCUAAUGAUCAGUUUCGGAUGAAUGCAAACAGCCUUCUAGAUCAACUCAUAUCGCUUGCACACGUAUCCUGUGCUGCUGAUAAACCACAACGAGGAGAGGGAUCACAGCAUAUGACAGAAGAGGACUUCCUCUCCUUCAUUACAUAUGGAUGCAGGAUCUUAAAAGAAAAACACCUGUUGCUGAAAAGCAAGUUUGCAGAUGCAAUGUAUCUUAUUCUUAUCAAGCAACAAAGGACAUUAUCUCCAGAAGUUCUCCCCAUUGUGUUACCAUUUAUCUUAUCAAGUCUCAUGGAAUCACCAGCUUCACUGAAAAUAAACUUCUUGCAAGCACUGGGGGCAGUGGUAUAUCAGAAUGGGUCAUAUAUUGACUUGGAACUACUGGAAGAACUGCUGAAUCCAUCACACUUUAUUUGGUCACUCCUAAAACCUUCAAAUGGUGAUUUCAUCAGUCAGAUUGAAUGUAUACAGUGUUUGGGUAAUCUAUGUGCAAAAUCAUCCUCUGGUUCAUACAUAGACAAAUCAUUCUUUAAAGUCUGCUACCAGAAUAUCAUGGAUUAUUUAAGAGCCUUACUGAAUAUUGAAGAUAUGGAAAAUCUUGAGUUACAUAAGCUUAUUGCCAAGACAUUAAAGGUUCUACAACAAGCUGUAACAACAAUUGUUCCUCAAGAUGGAAUAGUGGAACCAGAGUUUGCAAUUGCACUUUUAAGGGUAUACCUGGUUUACGGAUUACCUGCAUCUCAAAGUAUCAUCGCCCAUCUUGUCAAGAACCUCCCUUCUGCUAGAACAGCACCAGCGUUUGACAGUGGAGUGUUGACCAAGAAAACUAAAUGUCCUGUUGCAAAGCAAGUUCUGAAGAAGAAGCGAAAGGGGAAAAGGUCUAGCAGCAGACGGCAUGUGAAUUCCCAAGAAGAUGAAGAAUCGGUUGAAAACACUGUAUCAGAUCUUCAGUCCACUGCAAUGAAGGACGACAACAUUCUUAAUUUUACACAAGAGGGGUAUACAGUUUCUAGUCAGUCAAGUUCGGAAUCUGACUUUUCUGACCCAGAAACUGGUUUUAGAAGCAGUGUAAGGAGAACAUGCUGUCGGAUAAGACAAAAUGCAGCAAAAUGUAUUCAAGAUAUUCUCAAGGUAUCAGAUCGACGUGCUAAACUCUCCUCUUGGCUACUGCUUGUUCCAGAAGCUCUUUCCCAUCUCGAACCUUCUUUGAUGUCAAGUUUUAUUAACGAUCCCACUGCCAAGGUCCGACUUUCUGCGCUAUCCACGCUCAUUGAGCUUAUCAAUGACUCCAAGCAAUAUCUCGAAGCUGCUGUUGACAGGACCCAAAGUCUGCAGACAAUCGCACGCUCAUUCGUUCCAUUUUCAGUGAAAUUAAAUCAGUCAUUGGUGCUUUUACAUGAAGCAUUUCUUGAGCAUCUGAAUGGCAGAAAGUCUGAUUUUGCCAAGGAAAAGGCGCUGCAAUGCUUGUCGAUUUUGGUAUUGAAUACUCCCUAUGAAAAGAUAGGAGCAGAAAACCUACACAAGAUCAUUGCAUUAAUCCCACGAUUUCUUUAUGUAUCUGACCUCAAUGUCACUAUAUCUACACUUACUUGCUUUGCUGCCAGUCUGUCUGUUAAGCCAGAUGAUGCGGCAAUCAAAACGUUAAUGCUGAAUACCCCAAAGACAAUACAAAAAAUGCUACCAGAAAUUGGGAGUCGUGACGUCACUUUCAGAUCUUGGCUCGUUAAGUAUUGUUACAUUGAGCUUGAGCGUGACGACAGAGAUGGCUCAACGACAGACUCAACAAAUCAAGAACGAAUCAAAAAUCAAUGUCUACAGUUACUGAAAAUUGUGGUCCAGUUCUAUCCUUGUCUUGUCUCAAACUCAGAGCGUAAGGUGUUGCUCUUUUUGAUUUGUAAAAGAUACGUCAAAAUGAUGGAGUGCACGCUGUCUGUUCAUGCUAUCAAGUUAUUGGAAGAAUUUGGAAAAAGCCUCUCCAAAUUAAGAGCGGAUGUCAACAGCAAUCUAGAAGAGCAAAUUCUAUUCUGGAAAGAGGUUUUUGAUGGUCCAUUGAUUGGACUCUUUCAGUCAGCAACGCCUGUAUCGAAAAUCUUAUCAGCUGCUUGUGAUGUUCUUUCAACGAUCAGUGACGAUGUUUUUCUUGAAUUACACAUGAGGUAUCAAAUCAUGGUAAAAACUCUUUUACUUGGGGCAGCCGAUGAUAACGACAAUCAAAUAAAGUCUGCUGCCAUCAGGGCACUCGGUAUACUCGUCACAUACAGCUUUGUAAAAGAGGAUCACUCCUUUGUUGUUGAUGUUGGUGAAGUAAUAUUCAGGCAACUCAAGUCCCCCUCUUUGAAUGUCAGAAUCAAAGCUGGAUGGUCGUUUGGGAAUUUGACAAAUUCGCUCAUAACUAACUGGUCUUCGACUGAAAGCAAUUUGGAAUUCUCCAGCUUAUUCAUUUUAGAACUUCUUGAAGCUUGCAAGAAAUCAGCAUCAGACCAUGACAAGAUCAAACCAAAUGGAGUAAGAGCAAUUGGAAAUGUGCUUAAGUGGCUCCCGGCAAAAGUUUUUGAGCAACCCAACGUUAAGAAGCUUGUCGAAGAAGUGAUUGCAACGUUGAUCCAAAAUAUAGUGUCCGGUCCAAUGAAGGGCCGAUGGAAUGCUUGUUAUGCAUGCAGUAACAUGUUCCAGGGCAGUUCAUUACCAUUUGACCAAGUGCCUUGGAUGGAGGAGAUAUUAAAAGCUUUGGGAUCAGCAAUGAAAGACUGCAAAAAUUUCAAGGUUCGCAUAAGUGCUGCCAUUGCUCUGAGCACUCCAGACAUGAGAUCAAUCUAUGGCGAUGAACAACACUUUGUCAACAUUUGGGUUUAUUCUAUCGAUGCAUUAAUAUCUUCAGAAAAUUUGUCAGAUUUCACUGAAUUUAAGUUCAAGAAAAAUCUGCAAAACAAGAUUUGCCGCCUAAUCUGCCAUUUGCUGAGUCUAGCAAGUUCCUCUGACCUGGACAAAAUGCAACCAACAAUUGAUGACAAUGUCUCCCUGUUAAAUGAACAUUUGUGGAGUUUUUUCGAUGGAAUAUCAAAAGAAGAGGAAAAUGAAGAAAAGGAAGAAGAAAGUUGCAUUUCAAAAGAAGGAAUCGACGUCAAAGCUUUAAUACAGAAUCUGUCAAAGUUGCAAAAAAUUUCCCCAACGUUCGGAAAUCUUGAAAAAAUUCUGGCAAAAAUAUCAGCGAUCUGACAAAGUUAAACAGAUUUAUGAAUGACGUACCAUGAAGAUUCCCAACUUUGAUUUGGUGCCAUUGGCCAUUUAGAAACGAAGUAAGCAGCUUCGUUGAUGACAUUUUAGAGGACGCUGAUCAGUUAAUCUUAAUUAAUUCUUAUACAGCCCAAGCUCUAUUAUUGUUAUUUUUUAUGUCAUAUUGGAGAAAUGUUAUAAAUCCCAAAGAGGCUCUUUCAGCGCCGUUUUAUGUUCAAUUAUAUUUCAGUAUAUUUCAGAUAAGAUGUAGAAAGAUUUUAUUAUCAAAAAAGCUUUAAAUUUAAA